UGCGUCUAUUGUUGUCUUGUUAACCUGCUGCUUGGAGAGUUCUCUCGCAAUGCAACUCUAGUUCCUGCAACCUUGCAUCCGCGCGCCUUCGUCCUUCUGAUUCUGAGGUUCAUCAUCUCAUCCAUGUUCUUCAUCCACCAAAAUAGGGGGAAUUAUUUUUUUCUCCUGUUUGUGAUUCAUUUACCUCUCGUAAGUCAAAGGGAACAAGCAGAACACUGAUUUUUUUUGCUAUUCCAUGGAGCGGGUGGCGCUGGUUGGUUUACAAUUGGUAGUGUCGCCGAUCCUGAAGAAACUCAUCGCGGAUGCCUCAACUUACCUUGGGGUUGACAUGGCGAGUGAGCUCCAUGAACUGGAGACCACCAUCAUGCCGCAGUUCGAGCUCAUGAUUGAAGCAGCUAGCAAGGGCAACCACAGGAUCAAGUUGGAAAAAUGGGUCCAAGAGCUCAAAGAAGCCAUCUGCAAAGCCGAAGACCUGCUCGACAAGCAUGAGUACAACCUCCUCAAGCACCAAGCAAAGAGCGGGAGUGCCUCCACCAGCACUUGUAUGCAUCUUGCAUGUAACUGGCUGUCCAAUCUGGGCACCAAGAACAGGAAGGUACUUCACCAGCUCAAGGAACUAAAGGUCAUUCUUGCCAAAGGCAAGGAGCUCCGUGAACUUCUUUGCUUACCAGCUGGUAAUAAUAGUGCAGAGGGCCCUGCUAUUCCUCAAACCACAUCAUUACCACCUCUGAAAGUAAUAGGUCGUGACAAGGAUCGCGAUCGUAUAAUAAACUUUCUUACCGAGCCUGUUGGUGCUGCCACCGAUGCUAUAUAUUCAGGUCUGGCUAUUGUUGGAGCAGGAGGCAUGGGAAAAUCCACCUUGGCACAACAUGUUUACAAUGACAAGAGGGUACAAGAACAUUUUGAUGUCCGGAUGUGGGUGUGCAUCUCACGCAGACUUGAUGUCCGUCGUCAUACACGGGAGAUCAUCGAGUCCGCGGCCAAGAGGGAGUGCCCGCGUGUUGAUAAUCUGGAUACUCUCCAGUGCCAACUAAGGGACAUGCUGCAGAUAUCAGAGAAAGUCUUGCUUGUGUUGGAUGAUGUUUGGUUUGAUGAUUCGAGCAGUCAGAUGGAAUGGGACCAGCUGUUAGCACCUCUGGUUUCACAGCUCAAGGGGAGCAAAGUUUUGGUAACUUCUCGACGGGAUACAUUUCCCUGUGCUCUUCGCUGCGAAAAGGUGCUCCGGUUGGAUACCAUGGAAGAUACUCAGUUCCUUGCACUCUUCAAAUACUAUGCCUUCGCUGGGGCAGAAAUCAUAAACCUUUCAUUGCUUGAAAGGCUAGAAGAGAUUGCAGAGAAGAUAGCUAAAAGGCUUGGACAGUCUCCCUUGGCUGCAAAAGUGGUGGGUUCGCAGUUGAAAGGGAAAAUGGAUAUCUCUGCCUGGAAAAAUGCUCUAACUUUAAAGAUUGAAAACUUAAGUGAGCCCAGGACAGCCCUGUUGUGGAGUUAUCAGAAGUUAGAUCCACGUCUUCAGAGGUGCUUUGCAUAUUGCAGCUUGUUUCCAAAAGGGCACAAAUAUGACACUGAUGAGUUGGUUCACCUGCUUGUAGUGGAGGGACUUGUUGAUUCAAGCAACCAGAAUAGGAGAAUGCUAGAUAUUGGAAAGGAUUACAUCAAUGAGAUGGUCUCUGGAUCUUUCUUGCAACCAGUUUCUAGUAGAUUUCAGGGCACAUACUACAUCAUGCAUGAUCUUCUUCAUGAUUUGGCAGAGUCACUCUCUGAACAAGACUGCUUCAGAUUAGAGGAUGAUAAGGUGACAGAAAUACCAUGCACCGUCCGACAUCUAUCUGUAUGUGUUGAGAGUAUGAAACGACAUAAGCACAAUAUCUGCAAGCUACGUAAUUUACGCACUGUUAUCUGCAUC
Triticum aestivum (bread wheat) is the source of this 1903-nucleotide messenger RNA. RefSeq names its product putative disease resistance protein At3g14460. The record is from RefSeq and is a predicted model, not a curated record. The transcript is spliced from 2 exons. Gene Ontology annotation, molecular function: ADP binding. NCBI's taxonomy places the organism in Eukaryota, Viridiplantae, Streptophyta, Magnoliopsida, Poales, Poaceae. The annotation marks the transcript as partial.